Molecule: messenger RNA, 901 nt
Organism: Bactrocera oleae (olive fruit fly)
Lineage: Eukaryota; Metazoa; Arthropoda; Insecta; Diptera; Tephritidae
Source: RefSeq, a predicted model, not a curated record
ACCAAACACAAGUGAAUAAACUGCAUGCUAGUACAUAACAUGAAGCUCAGCGUGGUUUUAAUGUUUCUACACUUUGGUGCAACUCUGCUCCUGCUAACACAAGCUUUACCCUAUAGCCCAUGGCUGAUAUCGCAGCAUCACGGUCCACUUUACGCAGGUGUGAAGCUGCUCGUGGCGGAUACCGAGUUUCAGGCGGAAUUAACUUGGAAGGAAACCGAAUUUCAACUGCUUGAAGCUGUGAACGCUAUGGAGGACACCCAGAUACUACUCGAUGACUAUGAACCUCUAAUAGAGGAACACCUUAACGCUACGCGUUCCAACAGCGCUUAUCAAAACUGUUAUUUACAAUACGAUUAUGUCAAUGCAAAUUUUGAACAAGAACUUACGCUUAAACUCCAGAGCUGCAGGGCAAUGUUGACAAAAAGUUUAGCUGCUUUGCAGAAUGAAUCCAACAUUGAGCUCAAUUUCAUACGCGUUGCUGCAAUGGAAGCACGCAAUGUGCUUAACGUUUGUAACGUGGCUGAGCUGAGAGUUAGAGAGAGCAAUAGCGAUCUCGCUGGCAUUACAAUGUGUGUGAUCAGUCGGAUUGGUGCGCUUGAUCAGCGUCUUUCGGCGGCUUCUGAAAACUUUCUAGACCUACUUGUCACUGAGAAUGCGGCUGAACUUGAAGGCAAUAGCUGCGAGGAGUUCGGAGAAUUGCGUCAGAUAUUCGAUAGCGUUUAUGAUGACAUCAGUGAGUGUGUAACAGAAUCGGAUAUCUAAAUAUUAAUAUUAACUUUCACAAACUUAGUGCUUUUAGAUUUUAAAAUCAGUUGGUAUUUUGUGCAAGUUCAAUUUGAUAUAGUGAAAAUACAAUAAAAAUAGCCGAAGGAUUGUCUAGUUAUUUCGGUUUCAAAAUAAA